AAAUCAACAUGAAUAAUUCUAAAAUACAAGACGAUGCAAGUUACUGUUGUUUUGCGAAUAAAAGGAGAAACUCUGAUUCAUUUUUUACCAAUCAUAUUAUAGAUGAUGAAGUAAAAUACUAUUUUAUUUAGGGUGAUGUAUUAAGUACUAAGGCAGUGCUGUUAUAAUUAUAUAAAGGCGGUCAGGAUAUUGAAGUUAUCAAGAACAAUUUGGAAAAGGUCAGAUUGAAUCCGAAUUGGUUGAGUUAGAAAAGAGAAGACUUAGAAUAUUAUAUACCAUAAUUUAUCAAUUACUUAGUAUUCAGAAGAAAUCACGAAGAGCUGAUAUAGUUUUUAUUCAAUGUAUGUUAAAAUAACUAUUACUUUGCGCAUUUGACUUACUUUCAAUUAAAAUCCUUAUCGCAGAUAGUGAAUAAAAAGGUCAUAAAUCUGAAAGGAGUCUAAGAUUUUCUGAUUGAAUACACAAAUAUAAUGAAAGACCAAUAUGGAGAUGAAUAUCUGAUCAAUGGAUAAGAGUUUGUUACUCAUAAUCCUAACAAAGAAGCAAUUUAAAUUUAUGGGACUGCUGUCUAUGAUUAAACAACGCCCAAAGUCAAUGCCUUUGAAAUUAAUUUAGGAUAGUACUUAUCAGUAAAUGUAGAGAACUAAACAGGGGAAAGAGUCUGUGGAUUCUCUUCAACUAUAAAUUUCUGGAACGACAUAAUUCGAAUUUCUGAAAGGUAAACUAAACUAAUAAUUAGACUCUAUCUAGCUUACCCCUAAAUAAUAUCUUUGAAGGCAGAUCUACAGAGAAUUAAUCAGAAUUUACCAUCUUCUGUAUACAUUCCUUUUGUUAAGGAGCAAAUCAGAAACUAUGCAGUCUUGAAUAUAGUGGCAUCAGAAACCAAAGUGUUCUCCACCAAGGAAAGGUCGCCCUUCUAUAUAUGUCUGGAAAUCUACAGGCCUGAUGUGGAGAAGGAUCAGAGGAAUGACUAUAAGCAAUCUGAAGCAAUUACUCUACACAAAUCUAUGUUGCAAUAGAGAAUGUCAAUCAAUGGAUCCAUCUUCCUAGACUAAAACAAAUGUAGUAUUUUUAGAUAAUCUCAUAGAUCCAAAUGUGCAUAAGAUCUCGGUGCAAUAACCACUACAAAUUAUUGAAGAGGAUAUCAUUGAUGAAACACCAACGGUGUAAUUUUAUUCUCCUGGAAAUGAGGAGUAAGCUGAAGAGAAGAGUGUUUAUCAAUCAUUUUCUAAAGAGAAUAAUGAAGAUUUUGUAAGUGUUGGGAGUUCAUUUGUAUAGGAAGGUCAACGAAAAAGCAUGCCUCUUGGACAAGAUGGCCAGAGCUUAUUUGGAGAGUCAGCUAAGGACCAAGAACAAAGGAUCAAGGAUCAAUCUCUGUUUGGUAAUCUGAAGUCCUGGAGAUUGGUUCAUCUUAUUGUGAAAUCAGGGGACAAUUUGAAAUAGGAGUAGUUUGCUAUGCAACUCCUAUCUACUAUAGAUUAAAUCUUUAUUAUUGAAGAUCUCCCUAUGAGAUUAUCAAUUUACGAAGUAAUUUCGUUGGGACCCAAUUAUGGAUUAAUAGAAAUGGUGAAGGAUGCUAUUACAAUUGAUUCAUUAAAACGAUAAUUAUGGAACAGACAAUAAACAUUAAGCUAAUUCUUCGAGUAAUCAGUAUAUCUGUUCAAUUAUUAGUCAUAAUUUUAGUGAUCGUCAU
Messenger RNA from Paramecium octaurelia, 1693 nucleotides. The record is from the annotation of a GenBank genome assembly. Lineage: Eukaryota; Ciliophora; Oligohymenophorea; Peniculida; Parameciidae.